Molecule: messenger RNA, 3334 nt
Organism: Physcomitrium patens
Lineage: Eukaryota; Viridiplantae; Streptophyta; Bryopsida; Funariales; Funariaceae
Product: NAC transcription factor 32
Biological process (GO): regulation of DNA-templated transcription
Molecular function (GO): DNA binding
Source: RefSeq, a predicted model, not a curated record
UCUGCACUACCUAACCACUUCUCUCCGCCUCUCCCAUAGUUUUUCGCCCCCAAUUCUAUUGUCUGAACACCAUCGUCGCAGCUCAGAUCAACGCAGCCUAACUCCGCCUUAUCAACGCCGCCAACGUUUCUGGUUUAUAUGUACAGUCUCAUCAACUACUUAUACAUUCUGAUUCCGUGGUGCAGUACUCGUUUCAGUGAUCAGGUGUUUCAUAAGCCGGUAUGUCUACGAGCGGAGGGGGUCGGAGAGAACUUCCGUGGCUAGCGUGGCGACCUGCUUGCGUGUGGGUUGGUGCUGAUACCUUUCAUACUGUGUGAAAUUCUGUUUAGUUUAAGUUUGUGGAGCGUGUAGCUCAGCGUCGCUGGAGACAGCAGCUGUAUUACUGAAGUGAUGCUCAGGGUCGAGGGAUAAGUGGUGCUAAAAGUUCCCAGGGAAUUGAAGAUCCCGAGUCGAGCGCCGCAGUCCGAAAAUUUGCUUUCUAUCACUGUUAGGAGAACAACGACAUGUAGGUAGCUUAUCUAGCUUAAUAUUGAAGUAUGUUCAUAUAAAGUGUCAUGAACUCAGACGCCCUUAAUAUUCUAGAUAGUCACAGAGAGUAGUAAGCGAGGGUUUGAUUAGCCUCUGCGACCUUUAGGUUCAAUUCGAGGUAGAGCAUGUUCUAGUGAAGCAUGAAAUGAGAGGCAAAACUUAGCAGUUGUUAAUCAUAAGUUUACAGCACUUGUGGCGCCAGAUUAUCGUUUGACGACAGCUUGGUAGACGAUAAGGCAAACACACCAGAGUAGCCUUGAAUUUGUCAUCAUACUUCUCGUUCGCAUAGGAACUAAAAUUAAUGAUAGAAAGGCCCUCUCAUAGUAACUUUGCUGGAGGAUACAGAUUUGCAAAUGAAUCAUUCCGCAAAACAAUUUGGACCAAGGUGGUUUCAUGAGAAUUGAGCCCAAGAGUGUUCCAAUUUAGAAACAUUUGAGUCCAGUCCUCACUUGAAAGCGCUGCUGGACAAGUAGGUAAGUGGAAACGAGGUCUUGAGAAGCCUCCUUAAAAGUGAAUCUAGUUUCUGGUAAAGAAGAAUCGUAGCAAGGUCUGCGGAUUUGUGAGCAUGGUAGCGUAGUAUCGAUUCAGGAAGCCUUCCACCACGGGACUUGCUGCACUAAUGCCGAAAGUGUUCGAAUCCAAGUUCAUUAGAUUAUCCUUUCCCGCUGUCUCAAAGAUCCGUCUUAGUCACCUUACCACUACAACUACUACUUCUCCUACUACUGUAAGCGCCCGUCGGCUAACCAGACAAGGUUUUGCCAGAAUCAUCCAGUCUAGGUACCUCGUCUUCCUCCAGUGACAGCCUUGCAAGACUUUGUCCGGGCAGUGUUGAAGCCAAGUAUCCUGCAUCCAGUCUAGAGUAACAUUUCUAAUAAAACAAAUUAAGAGGGAAACGAAGAAAAAUAACUUUGGCCAGGCAGCACUUGACCUGCAGUACAAAAUUGGAAUACUUCUCAGCGUGUAAGUUUCUUCGGAUUCUUAGAAUACACCGAAAAGUUUGCUGAGAAUUGCGAUUCCACGAGUACGAUGGUGAUCAUGAAGCCGACCCGAGGAUCCAUUGACCAACUGCGCUUACCUCCAGGCUUCCGCUUCCACCCAACCGACGAGGAGCUCGUGCUGCACUACCUCCGCCGGAAGGCAAACUCUGGAGUCUUCCAAAUACCCGUCAUAGCUGAAGUAGACCUGUACAAGUUCGACCCUUGGGAUCUCCCCAAUAAGGCGUUGUUCGGAGAGAGAGAAUGGUAUUUCUUUUCUCCAAGGGACAGGAAGUACCCCAAUGGCGCCAGGCCCAACAGAGCUGCCGCGAGUGGCUACUGGAAAGCCACAGGGACAGAUAAGCCCAUCCACAUGUCCAAAGGACACAGUAAGGUGGGAGUGAAGAAGGCGCUGGUUUUUUACCGCGGUAAAGCACCAAAGGGCGAGAAAACGAACUGGAUCAUGCACGAGUAUCGCCUCGCUGAAGGUGUCUCGACCUCCACUCAUCAUCCUCGAAGGAACUCUUCGCGACUUGAUGAUUGGGUCCUAUGCCGAAUUUAUGAAAAAACCUCUCACGCGCAACGAGCUAGCAAGGAGUACGAGAAUUCCAGCGUCGAAGAGGUGUUAGCGUCGCUUCCCGACUCAGUUGACGACCUCAGGUUCGUCCUACCUCGCCUCAAUUCGCUGAACGGAAACCUAGAAUUAGCGGUUCAGCAGGAGGCUCUUGGGGACAACAGGCUGACGGAGAAGGCCUCAGAGAAUGGGUGUUUGUCAGCCAACUUUGACAGCAUUCAGAAAGGGACGAUGUCGAAUAACCCAGGAAGUUUGCUGACUUUGGCCAAUGACUGGAAAUUGCAGCAAUCUAUGACCAUUAACCAUGAUACCCUUGAGAGUUCAAGGCUCAUGGGACAUCUGGCAUCGACAUCCUCUGUACAUCGUCCGGCUCUCAGCACCCGACCCAUGGCCAACAGCUUCAUGGCCCAGUUCCGGCAUCCGCCGAGAUCUUACCACCUCUGCCCGAGUAGUGGUCAGGAGAAGAUAUUGCCGGCGGGUCACUCCACAUUCGAUGAGGAAGUGCAAAGCACGCUCCGGUCGUCUGCCAUGGGAUACACAAACGCUAGAUCUAGCAAUGAUCAGGGACUGGAAACCAUGUUUUCUGCAGUGAGUUACGAGGAUCGGUCAAAUCCAUCGUAUGGAGGGCCUGCAGUAACCGAGCAUUCGGUUUAUCCCGCAAUUCCGACACCGCCUAGUAUGGACUUCAACUUUAGCUACGCCGGCGAUUUCAACUGAUUCCCAAUCGCCUCGACACUGAACCUUGCCUUAAGUUGCAAUGACGUGCGCCGUCCCGGUGGCAAUGAGCUAAUUGAAAAUUGCAAAUUCAUCUUUACCAGUAAGCAGUGAUUAACCGAAGUCUGGGGGGGGGGGGUAAUUUUAUCGACUGCGCAGUGCUGCUUUUGUACAUAUCCGCUGUACAUCUCAGGGACUGUUUAUAUACCGUAGGGUGGGAAAAGAUACCAUCAGCACAAAAUUAAACUUGCAUAUUCCAGAAGGAAAGCACAGAUUAGUGACAAUUUGAUUCGUGUAGAUGUAUACAAACGGUUCAUUCUUCGAACUCCUAGCUGGCGCGUAGACGCACAGUGGACGUGUAAAAUGUAGGACAUGGGGCAAGUGAGUAUCUGCGCUGCACAACGCGCAACUAGUCUCACCAGCCCUUUAUUAUUGUAAUAUCACUGCAUUCUCAGGAAUGGUUGUGGAAAAGAUUAAUUCUUUACGGGGUGUCUGUCAAUAAUGAGAUUCACUCAAGCUGCACAGGCAGUCCCUUAUUUUUCAA